AUGAAGAAUGUUGUAGGAGCGGGUAUUGAAACUUCCCCGAAGUCUGAUUUACUGAAAUAUGAACUCGAACUGGUGGGAUCGGACCCGAGUGAUUUGGAGUUGUUAUUAUGCGCUAACUUCUAUUUAACCUUUGAACUUGUGUUUCCUACUGGUUUAUUAAAGCAUCUAAAGUGGGAUGUGCGGAAUGUUGAAAUAAAAGUCGGAAAUCGGUCAUACGCUGCACAAAUCCUUAUCCUGGAGAACUGCGUAUUUUUUUGGGUGGGUACACGUUGUGAAUUGGAUUCCUUUUAUUUUGCACGGAAUGACAGAGGACUGGCACUACUGGAAACUCUUGAUACCGCUCACGCACACUUAGACCGUUUCACAGGCAAAAUCAGUGAACUUUUCCCAGAAAAGCAGGUACUUUUCGGCACUGACUUAAAGGUGGACGAUUCUACCUUCUGGUUUGAACUGCUACAAAAACUGGUUGAAGAGGUGUCAAAUAAUCGCUCUUUAUACCAAUUAUCCGCAGAAAAUUAUUCUGAACUACCUUAA
This is a messenger RNA of Enterobius vermicularis (human pinworm), 534 nucleotides long. The record is from the annotation of a GenBank genome assembly. NCBI's taxonomy places the organism in Eukaryota, Metazoa, Nematoda, Chromadorea, Rhabditida, Oxyuridae.